Cricetulus griseus (Chinese hamster) is the source of this 8118-nucleotide messenger RNA. The record is from RefSeq and is a predicted model, not a curated record. Lineage: Eukaryota; Metazoa; Chordata; Mammalia; Rodentia; Cricetidae.
CUGGGAUCUGAGUGUAAAAUAAGAUUGUUUUCAAUAUAAAUAAAAUAAAAGAUUGAACAGAAGGGUAGUUGAUAGCGCAUUUUUCUUUCUUCCUUUCUUUUUUCUCUUCCUUCCUUCCUUCCUUCCUUCUUUUUCUAAUGUUUGUUUGUUGUUUUUGCUUUUGAUAGAGUGUUUCUCUACAUAGUUCUGACUGUCCUAGAACUCACUAUGUAGACCAGACUGGCCUCAUACACAUUUAUAUUUAUAUAUUCAAAUGCUUCUGCUUCCAAGUGCUGGGAUUGGAGGCAUGUGCCACAACACCUGGCAUACAUGUUCUUACUGAUGAAUAGAGGAAGGUCCAGCUCAUGCUAGGUAAUGCCACCCUGGACUGGUGGUCCUGGAUGCUAUAAAGAAGCAGGCCAAGAAAUCUAGAAGAGUGUUACUUAGUGGUUUUUUGAUUUUGUUUUUUCUGUGUUCUGUUCUGAUUUCCAAAGGAGUUGGGCAUUGGAUCAAGAGGCAGGUUCACAUUCACCUGGCCAAAAUGAAUCAUGAAGUUCCCUGGUGGACUCCAGAGGAGGGAACUAGAGGCCCUCCGAAGAAGAAGAGGCAGGGAGGAGAACUUGUGAGGUCCUUUUGAGCCUGGAAAUAGUCAGUGGUGGUGUGUCACAGUUGGUUGUGGAUCACCUUAAUAUUUAUCCUCUAAAUAUUUUUAAUAAACAUUAAAAGAAAUCCCAAUACCUGGAGCCCACACAGGGCAUUAUCAAGCCAGUUGAGAGCUUAGUCUACCUUCUCGCUGCCCCUCCCAGACUGUUUUCCUGUGUUCAGCACUUUUCUGUUGCAAUUCUACUGCAGCCUUCAGCUGCUGCCUAUACCUGGCCCCAAAACAAUGCUGGGAUUCCCUACCCCACUGGACACACGCCCUCAUUUUUUACCAAACUGCCCCACUAGGCAAAGACCCCUGGCUCCUCAUAGUUCAUCAGGUUGUCUGCCCCUCCCUUUCCAGGUCAGUUCUGUGUAGCAACAACAAGCGUCAUGGCAGAAACUAAACCAGCUGCCUGGCCAACCCUGAAUAGAAUCCCACUGGCCCCCAGUCAGUAUUGCUCACCACAGCUGGCAAUAACAAGCCAGAGGACACACCAGCACCAACUAUGGUUGGAAGCAGUGCCAGUUAUUUCAGGAUUGAGAACUAAGCAAACCAAUCCCUGACCACCUAGAACCAACCAUCUAAUCUCUACCUCUUCUAUAGAGCCCCAAGGCCAGUGAGUCUGUCUCUGAGAAGGAUAUUCCAAAGACAGUGAGGUACCAGGGACUCCAGGCAUCUGAGCUAAAGAGUAGCAGAAACAAAGCACUUUUCGUUUUUAUUAUUGAAGCAAAACAUUUACAGUUGGCUUAAGCAUAUGCAAGGACAUGGAGGGAAUAUACCUGGUGUUGUGUCUUAUCUUUGGAUAAGAGCCAAAAAUAUCCCUGCCAGGCCUUUUGCCUUUCCCACAGCAAUACUGGGGGCAUGUGAGGAGAAUCUCUUCAUGUUCUACCUCUCAUUGCAUUCAGUUAACAUAGCUUAUGUAAUUCUCAAAGAAAUGCCGAUGGAAAAAACCUCCUGUACUCUGCCCCACCCAUAAUUCACAAGAAGCUCACAGCCUUCUUACACAGGCUCCCAUACAGCAUUGUUGUGUGUUUAGCAAAUAAGGGCAGAGGCUGAGUGACACAACAACUUAUCUAGCAUGGAUGAGGCUGUGGAUUCUACUCUCAACUCUUAAAACAUCAACAUAACCCCUAAAAAGAAAACAAAAUAAGGAAAAAGAAUACAGUGGGAUCUAAGGAAAGACAAUAUCAGGAUCAGUAAAGUUCAUGAUUCGUUGCCAGGGACUCGGGAUGAGACAAUCUCAGGAUGGCCAGAAAUGACUAAAGAAAGAGAAAUUUUAAUCAGCAUGCUCUGGAUAGUGAAAGACAGAAAGACUCCCAAGGCAAUGGCUCGCUCUCUUAUCACAUUUCCCCUCCAUAUAUGGUCACAAGAACUCAACCACUGCCCAGCUCCACAUACUGUAGUUUCCAGGUUAUGUCUGAGUCUGACUGACCCUGUAUAGCACUCAAAUGAGUGAGCUGUGAGCCAUUCCAUGACCACACGCAUGUUUCUGGACAUCCAGACUUAAAAUUAUGUCCCUGAGAACAAUGGGGAUUGUAGAUUUUCAAACUCUGCUUCUGAGCUGUGAGCUGUGAAUGAUGAAAUAUGUUCUGCCUUCUGAAUUAAGAUAUUUAGAGAACUCAAGAGGGGAAAGAUUAAUGAAGGUUCUGUGAUGUUCAGUAUGAUAAAGUUCCAGCAAUAAGAUACAAAGAUUGUGUGGAAUGGCAUCUCAGUCUUUAUAAAAAAGACAGAAGAAAAUAUUAAAGUGUCUUAGUGUUUUCUAUUGCUGUGAAGAGACACCAUGACUGCACCAACUCUUCUUUUAUAAUUUAUUUAUUCUUCUAAAUUUCAUUUGACAAUCCAACCGCAAUUCUCCCGCUCUCCCUUACCUACCCACCCAUCCACUCCCAGUCCACUCAUCCUCAAGGGUAAGGGCUCUGUAGAGAGAUACCCUAGUCCCGCCCAAUAGUCAUGGGACAGGUGCCAGGUGGACCCGGGACUCGCCCAUAAGGGCUUGGUGAAGGAAAGCCGGUGUGAUGUAAGGGAGCUUUUUAAGGGCUGCACCGGAAGACCCUAGCCCUUUUUCUGGCCGAGCUUGCUGGGUUCCUGUAACCUCGCUCUGGCCUGCGUUUUGCCCUGGUGUUUUCUUGAAUAAAGAGACUUUACCAUUCCGGAUCACAGUUCAUCUUUGAGCACACGCUGCAACCUUUAAUCUUCAGGGCUCUCAUGAGGGGUCAACAAGGUCUGACAUAAUAGGUUGGGGCAGGGCCAAGCCCAUCUCCCAUGCAUUAAACCUGAGCAUGGCAUUCCACCAUAGGGGAUUGGAACCAACAAGUUAGCUCAUGGACCAGGUUUGUAUCAUGGUCCUACUGCCAGGGUCCCCUCUGAAAGUCCAAGCUUCACAACUGUCUCCCACAUAUGGAAGGUCUACACCAGUUCCCUGGAGUCUCUGCCAUUGUCAGUCUACAGUUCAUGAGUCUCCACUAGCUUGGUUCAGCUGUCUCUGUAGAUUUCUCCUUCAUGAUCUUGACCUCCCUUCCUCAUGUAUUCCCUCCUCCCCUCUUCAACUGGAUUCCUGGACCAAGGCCUGGUUCUUGGUUGUGGAUCUCUGUGUCAUCAAUUACUGGAUGAAAUUCUAUGAUGAUAGUUGGGGUAUUCACCAAUCUGAUUACAGGGGAAGGCAAGUUAGGGGACCCUCUAUACUAUUCCUUGGGUUCUUAGCUAGGGUCAUCCUUGUAGAUUCUUGGGAAUUACUGUAGCAGCAGGGUUCUCCCCACGCCCACAGAGGCUCUCUCUAUUAAGAUAUCACUUUCAUUAUUCUUCCACUACAUCCCUCCCCACCACUCCCUCAAGACCAUCCUGCUCCCUCAUGUUCUCAUGCCCUUGCCCCUCCCUCUUACCACUCAUCCUGGUCCAGUUUACCCAAUAGAUCUCAUCUAAUUUCCCUUCCCAGUGUGAUCAUGUGUCCCUGGUAGGGUCCUCUUUGUUGCCUAGCUUCUCUGGAGCUAUGGAUUGUCAUCUGGUUAUCUUUUGCUUACAUCUAAUAUCUACUUAUGAGUGAAUUCAUAUCAUGCUUGUCUUUCUGAGUCUGGGUUACCUCACUCAGGAUGGCUUUUUUUUUUCUAGUUCCAUUCAUUUGCCUAAAAAUUUUCAUGAGGUUAUCAUUUUUACAGCUGAUGGAUACUCCAUUGUGUAAAUUUACAUUUUCAUUAUCCAUUCUUUGAUUAAGGGGCAUCUAGGUUGUUUCCAGUUCCUGGCUAUUAUGAAUAAUGGUGCUAUGAACAUUGUUGAGCAAGUGUCCUUGUGGAACCAUUGAACUUUCUUUGGAUAUAUACACAAGAGGCCCACAGCAACUACUAUAAGCAAAAAAUUAAUUGGGGUGGCUCAUUUACAGUUUCAGAGGUUCAGUCCAGUAUUAUUAUGAUGGGCAGCAGAACAAUGUGAAGGCAGAUGUGGUGUUGGGGUUGAAAGGGCUUAUCUUGCAGGCAACAGGAAGUCAACUGACUGUCAUACUGAGGGAAGCUUGAGAAAAAGAGAUCUCAAAGCUUGCCCCCACAGUGACACACUUCCUAAAAUAAGGCCACAGCUCCUAAUAGGACCAUUCCCUUUGGGGACCAUUUUCUUUCAAACCACACAUAAAGGAGGGUAGACUCAUUAUUCAGUAGUGGAGGCAAUUUGCCUCUUAGGUUCAGGUUGCCUGUGAUCUGGGCUCUUCCAUCAUGGAUUCCCAGGUUCCUGGGAAGGAAACCAGGCCCUGAGAUGCCUCUGAGAGCACAGAGACACAGAUAGACACAGAGCUGCGUUCUAGAGAAAUGCGGAUGUAAUCCUGAGUGUUUGGAGCUGUGAAUUCCCAGGGUUUGCUGAUCGAGUAUAAGGAGUGGAAAAUGAUCCACUUGUUACAGUUUGAUAACAGGGAGAUGGCAAUAUUCUGGGGCAUGGUAUGAAUCAUGUCAUGUGUAAGUGAAAUUACAUGACCUGUGUAGAUAGUGGCACAAGCAUGUAUUGAGAUGCUUCCAGUUGACAGCAGGUAAUUAGGCAUACAUGUGUAAGGAAGACAUAAUGCUAGAAUGGAUGGAAAUAGAGGAAAGACAAAGAUCGUGGGCUCGAAAGACAGCACUCAAAAUAAUACAGAGAUAAGCCCUGGAGUGUGGGAGACUCAGAACUCAGCUGCCCAGCUCUCCCUACCUUUUCCCAGCCCUGUGAGCACACUGUCUGGGAUUCUGACAACCCAGUUAACUGCCUCUGCUCUCCUAAUGUGCACUGUCCAGGCCUCAGCCCUCCAAGAGCACUAAGGAAAUAUGUUCUUACAAACAGAUAUUUCUGUGCUCUGGUUUUCUGGUUUUCAUUCAUAAAACACAAAAUAAGGGCUGACUUCUUUUAUCUAGUGAGGUAACAUGGAAGAAUGAAGAAGGGAAAAGCUAUCUUUUAAGUACCACCAAAUAAUGGGGCAGAAAUUUAAAAGGGGGAGGGUAGAGAAUUUCUGGACAUGAGACAGGACUUUCCAGGCUUUGAGGAUUCCUCCUCACUAGGGAUCUUCUGAUUCUGCUCCCACAACCCUGAGAUGUUUCAGUGACUCUAAGUAGACAGGACAGAAGGACACAAAGGAGGAAUGACAAGCCAGACCUCAACUAUGUGAAAGACAGACCCCUUCCUAUUCAAUUCAUAGAACACUGGUUGAAGGAAACAAACAGGAUGCGGAUUAGCUAUAAUUUUUUUUUUUAAGGUGACACUGAAGACUUUAAGCACAGAGCAGUCCCAUUUUCCUUGCACAAGGAGAUGACUCACACACACUGCUCUUAAACAAUUAACUGUGUGCAGGUAACACACAGGCCUGGACACAUUGAAGAGAUACAACUCUGAACUGUAACACCUAAUCGUUUGUGACAAAUCACAAAACCAAGGACAGAAUGAGUGGACUCUCGAUGUCUUCUAUGUCUAAAACUAUAUCCACUGAUGAAGUCCUUCCUGCCUAACAGUAGUUUCCUGAUGUCCAGUUCAUUAUCUUCUGCUCUUCAAUGGAGGGUCUCUGUCCAAGAGCAUAAAGGGGAAAAUAAAUACUGACUCUGAGAAAAGGGGAGAUGUUGUCCUUGCACUCUUGACCUGAGAUGUUGGACUCGCUGAGAUACAGAGCUCUGAAUCUCUUCCUCUAUUCCUUGUGUUCCCAGGCUCCUGCUUAGUGCCACCACAUAAAGAAAGCAGAACAGAGGAACAGCCUGUCAGUCUCCCAAAGCAUGAACUGAAACCUGAAAGAGACGUGCAACAGCUUAGGUGAAACAUGGGAACGGCUCCACUCUGCUGUGCAACCUCUUCUCAUCCCUAUCAGGGAGAAUUUGCCAGUCUUCUCAUGAGGACAGUGGGAAGAGAAACUGAAACCAACUCUGACUGCAAGGAGGUUUCGAUAAAUAGAGCUCAUAUCCAACCAGAAAAGUGUAGACAGCAAGGGCUGUGUGUGGGCCAAGACCGGUAAAGUAACUAAAAGAAGAUCAGCCUGUCAUCCCAAGUGCUCCUCCUUUCUUUAUGCAGUUCUUCUGAGGACACCAGCACUCCACACCUCACCUCUUUUCUUCCUAUACAUCCUGAGUGUAAGCUCCAGUGUUACAUCACUCCACAGGAACUGCCCUUGUUGGGGUGCAAAGACCUAUCCUAAGAGGACAGCUUUACCAGAGCUGCUAUUGUCAACAGAUCAAGCUCGCCACUGCUGAGCCCCAUUCCCAGGGCCCAUGGAGCUUCCGUCCCAGGAGUAUCAGCCGCUCUUAGACCAAGCAGGAAGUAAAGGGCUUUCACAUCAUACCAAUCUUUCUUCGAAAAUGGAUCAGACACUUUCUUCUUGGCUCCCUUCUUGCCGCCUUUCCUCAGGCACUUAUUCUUGCUGACCGCCAAGGUGCUGCUGAGAGGGCCAAAAGGACUGAAGGAGAACUCCCAAGAGAACUUAUGUGAGCUAGGAGGGGGCAAGAGGCCUCUUUAUAUCCAGAUCAGCAGUGGAAGCAGCAACCAAGAGAAGACAAGAAAGCUUCUACCAUACAGAGACAUGGCUUGGGCCUCCAGCAUUGAUGCAUUCUUUAAGAAUUUUAAGAGGGAAAGCCAAAUCCUCUCUGAGGAAACCAUCACCUUGAUUAAAUGCCACAUUCAGAAAAAUGACCUCCAGGGUGCACUUUCUGUAAUCCACAGUGCACUGAGAGACAUCGAGAGCGCCCCCCUGAACAUUGCUGUGACAGGAGAGACAGGGACAGGGAAGUCCACCUUCAUCAAUGCUCUGAUGGGGAUAGGGCAGGAAGACGAAGGUGCAGCCCCUACUGGAGUGACAGAGACAACCAAGGAGAGAAUGCCAUACCCACACCCAAAGCUUCCUCAGGUGACAAUAUGGGACCUGCCUGGCACUGGGUCCACUUCCUUCCCACCAGAAAGCUACCUAAAGACAAUGAAGUUUUCUCAAUAUGACUUCUUUGUUAUCAUCUCAGCUACACGAUUCAGAGAAAAUGAUGCAAACCUAGCGAAAGCCAUCUCAAUGAUGAAUAUGAAUUUCUACUUUGUUCAUACCAAGAUAGAUAAUGACUUAGCUAAUGAACAGAGGAGUAAACCAAAGACUUUCAGCAAGGAGAAUGUCCUUAAGACAAUUCGAGAUGACUGUUCAAAGCAUCUCAAGAAAUACUUCUCCGGUAAGCCUCAAAUCUUCUUGGUCUCUAACUUUGAUGUGUCUGACUAUGACUUCCCAAAGCUGCAGACCACCCUAUUGGGUGAGCUCCCAGCCCACAAGCGCCAUGUCUUCAUGCUGUCUUUAAACAGUGUUACUGAGGCCACCAUUAACCUCAAGAGAGAGUCCCUGAAGCAGAAAGUCUUCUUAGAGGCCCUGAAGGCUGGAGCAUUGGCCACUUUUCCAUUGGUUGGCAGGAUCAGAGAUGAUUUAGAGGAUCUGAAUGAAACAUUCCAUCUCUACAGGUCUUACUUUGGGCUGGAUGAUACCUCAUUGGAAAACAUUGCUAAAGAUUUUAACAUGUCCAUGGAUGAACUCAAGGUGCACCUUCGGUUUCCCCAUUUGUUUGAGGAAGACAACAGUAUGUCCGUGGAAGAAAAACUAUUGAAAUAUAUCAAGUACAUUUCCUCAGUUACUGGUGGGCCAGUUGCUACUUGCAUUUACUACAGAAAGACUUACUAUCUGCAGAAUCUCUUUCUUGAUACUGCAGCAAAUGAUGCAAUAGCUCUUCUUAAUAAGAAAGAUCUCUUUGAAAAGAAGGUGGGACCAUAUGUAUCUAAGGCCCCGGAUUACUGGGAAUGAUUGGGAAUGAGGCACAAGCUCCAAUCAGUGAUCACUUCUGUUCUUGCUUUGGGCACUGAGUCAUAACCUAUUCCUGAGUAACAAACCUUGUCUGUGGAGUGCCAGAGAGUUUAUCCUUUUCCUCAUCCUGAGCCAGAACAUCACUGUGGCAAGGUCUCAGUGAGCUAUAGUAGGAGGAGAAGCUUCAAAACUGUUCAAAUGUAUAAGGAAAACUCAUUUCCAUUAAAAUCAUAUGUAAAACAUC